AGUCGUGAAUUAAAGACGCAACGAGUACCUAAACAUAUUUAUAGUAACUGAUGUUAGCAUUUAAAAAUUGUGUUGGGUGACAAUUUGAUCAGAUUUUAAAACCCCCGCUGGGGUUUGGGACAGAAUCAUAAAUCGCCCUUCACUAAAAUUCUGUAAAACUUCUCACAGUUAUCGUGAAAGUGUCCUGUUUUAUUUAAAAUUUUUUAAGACGACGCGUUUAAAUUAUGCCAGAUGCAUUUGGUUAAGUGCCGCAUCAGAAAUGGAUUUGAUUACGUAUAUAGUAUUGACGGUUACUCUAGCGUCGUCAUCUGGAAUAAAUCCAAAUGAAGAUCGUCAAGUAGGUGUGACAACCCAUCCAACAUGGGAAUCGCCAUACAAUGACCAAAAUGGUCAAGAUGAUGACGAUACCCACGACAUUGUGGACAAAGCAACUGAUGGUUUACCAGAAGAACGACCACCGCAGUUUACAAACCCAAAAAAGAUGUAUCCGACGCAGGUAAAACCAGCUGGAAAUAUGAUAAGUUUAAAAUGUAAAGCGACCGGAUAUCCUGUACCUACAAUAACUUGGAAGAUUAACGAUAAAGAGCCUAAAAGACAUUUGGGAAGUAUAAAGUAUGGUCCGUGGUCGUUGACUUUGGAAGAUUUAGUUACUGGUGAUACGGGAACCUAUACGUGCAACGUUUGUAAUAAAUUGGGAUGUAUUUCUCAUAAUUAUACCGUAGAAGUAAUUGAACGUUAUCCAUCCAAACCAUACAUUAAAGAUGGCUAUCCACAAAAUGCUACGGUUUUAGUGCAAAAUAAUGCUACUUUGGAAUGUCCACAACUAAUUGCUGAUCUUGAGCCGUAUUUACAGUGGAUAAGGCCAAGCAGCUUUCCACCGGAAUUUAUUAAUAAUGAGACUGUAAAUGGAACCGUUCUGCAGACAAGCGCGGAUAUGCAGAAUCCAGAAUUACUCCAAUUGUACCACGUUACAUAUGAAGACGAAGGGUGGUACACAUGCGUAGCUGCAAACAGCUUAGGGGUGAAUAGCGCUAGUGCGUACUUGCGCGUUGUGGACGAGUUUGAGGAUGAUACACCACCCCCAUCCUUGUUGGUGUUGGGUCUAGCUGCGCUCGUUACUCUCUUUACCGUUCUCGGCGUAAUUGUAGUACUCGUUAUAUUACGAAAGUUAAAGCAGGAGAAAAUGAAAAAACUCCUGGCGAUUGAAACAGCACGAGCGGCUGUUGUCACCCAAUGGACCAAAAAAGUAAUAGUGGAGAAAUUUCAAAAUAAUUCGUCCAGCGCAGUGGAACCUCUGUUGAUGCCUGUUGUUAAAAUAGAGAAGCAAAAAACUCAAAGUAAUAAUGGCAACGAUAUUAUAUCAGAGUACGAGUUGCCUAUGGACUCAGAGUGGGAGAUACCAAGGGAGCAUUUGUCACUGGGAAAGACUUUAGGCGAAGGAGCGUUUGGCAAAGUAGUUAAGGCAGAUUCGUUGGGUUUACUUAAACCCGGCCAUAAUUCUAUAGUUGCCGUAAAAAUGCUCAAGGAAGGUCAUACAGACAACGAGAUGAUGGACUUGGUGUCCGAAAUGGAAAUGAUGAAAAUGAUUGGCAAACACAUAAACAUAAUAAACCUACUAGGUUGCUGUACGCAAAAUGGCCCCUUGUAUGUUGUGGUGGAAUACGCACCUCACGGUAAUCUCCGCGAUUUUCUCAGACAGCACAGAUCUUCCUCAGGAUACGAACCAGCCAUUGGAAUAGUUGAGAAAGAGAAGAAAACUUUAACGCAAAAAGAUUUGGUAUCUUUUGCCUACCAAGUGGCAAAAGGUAUGGAAUACUUGGCGUCGAGAAGGUGUAUACAUCGUGAUUUGGCAGCUAGAAAUGUUCUUGUAAGCGAUGACUUUAUUCUCAAAAUUGCCGACUUUGGAUUAGCACGCGAUGUGCACUGUAACGAUUACUACAGAAAAACAACAGAUGGGCGACUGCCUGUGAAAUGGAUGGCUCCCGAAGCACUUUUUCACCGCGUUUACACCACGCAGUCUGAUGUUUGGUCCUAUGGAAUCUUGUUGUGGGAAAUUAUGACACUUGGAGGUACUCCAUAUCCGUCUGUGCCGAGUGUCGAAAAGCUUUUCCAAUUAUUGAGGAAUGGUCACAGAAUGGAAAAACCGGCGUGUUGUUCAUUGGAGAUAUAUUUACUAAUGCGCGACUGCUGGAGUUAUCAACCAAAUGAGCGACCCAUAUUUUCGGAACUGGUUGAAGAUUUAGAUAGGAUUCUUACUAUAACUGCGAAUGAAGAGUAUUUGGAUUUAGGUCUUCCUCAGCUUGACACUCCACCUUCGAGUUUAGAAUCAAGCGGCGAAGAACCUCCUUUUCCAUUUUAAUUAACUAGUCAAUUUAGUCUAAUGGAGAUCGACAAGUCAACCUUGCAAUUCGUAAGUAAGUGUAAUAAUUGACCAUGAUUAUUGUGUGACUGGGUUUUAGAACCAAAAAACAAAAUUGUUAUUGUAAAAAUGUUGAUUUACAUCUUUAGUUAUUUUUGUUGAAAAUUUAAUUUUAGCGGUUCCAUUAGGCUUUAUUUGUUUAAAUUAAGUAAAGCAAAUAUUUUUGUAAUGGAGCACUAUAUUAUAUUAGAUUAAUGUACAAUUACUAAUUACCUAUGCAGCAUUAAACGUUUAUAACUGAAAGUUUUGUAAAAAUAAUUUUUCGUGUAGGUACUAUCUUUUAAUGUAUAUAUAUAAUUCUAGUAUACUUUGUUUUGUUCUGUUUGUGAGACUGUAACAAAGGAAAUGUAUUGGUUCUUAUAGAACAAAAUGUGUUUAAAGUUUCCUUAAGGUACCUAAUUAAUGUAUAAUUGCAUUUGUUGAAACUUAUUAGAUAUUUUAUUAUGGUAAUCUAUAGACACUGUUAUCUUAUGAUCAGAGACGUAUAAGCGGAACAUGAUUGAAAGGUGUCUUAACAAACAGAAGCCCUUUUUUAUUUGCCUUAUUAGGUGGAUAAGUUGCUACAUGUAGUAAACGUAUUAAUUAUUGCAAAAGUAAAAUUGCUCAAUGUUAAGUGUUAUCAGUGUAUAAUUACAACUCAACUAUAAUUAGGUAAGUUAAUGGAUGCUGCGAGAGCUAGCUAAAGUCUUAUAUUUAUAGGAUUUGUUAAAAAAGUAAUUGAAAUCUGCUCCAAUUAUUAGUACUGCAUAAGUAUUAACGUAACUUUCUAUAAAAUCAUUGUAUUCAUAGGGUGUAUUUUUAUACUGUUAUUCUUCAAGUAAAGUUUGCUAAGAAUAUCUCAUCAGUUAUUGCGUAUGUAUCUUUGAUGGGUAACAUAUGGAAAACUUUUUUUAUGUAUUGUAUGGUAAGAUACUACUAAGACUGUGAAUUUUGUAAUAAAUGUAAUACCUAACCA
Messenger RNA from Photinus pyralis (common eastern firefly), 3374 nucleotides. RefSeq names its product fibroblast growth factor receptor homolog 1-like. Gene Ontology annotation, cellular component: signaling receptor complex; membrane. The transcript is spliced from 11 exons. Bases 260 to 2359 code for a protein of 699 amino acids. Gene Ontology annotation, molecular function: fibroblast growth factor receptor activity; ATP binding. Gene Ontology annotation, biological process: multicellular organism development; positive regulation of cell population proliferation; positive regulation of kinase activity. The record is from RefSeq and is a predicted model, not a curated record. Lineage: Eukaryota; Metazoa; Arthropoda; Insecta; Coleoptera; Lampyridae.